AUGAGAAACCGUUGGCUUUCAAGUUGCGCGAAUUUACCCAAGGUUUGAAUGAAGAGGCUCCAUAAACAUUCAAUUUUUUUAAAGAUUUAUGGAAAAUAUUUUGGAAUCACUGAAGGUCUCGUCAAAACUCUUGUAAUAAGUGAUGUUGAGAUGAUCAAUGAGGUAUUUGUAAAACAAUUUGAUAACUUCUACGGGAGAAAGUUGGGACCUCUUCACACUGAGCCGGAAAACGAUGAACGAGUUAGUAUGUUUGUGUCACAAGGACAUCGUUGGAAGCGAUUGCGAAACAUCUCGAGUCCAACCUUCUCCAGCAACAGUUUGAGAAAAUUAUUAGGAACUGUGGAGGAUACGGUAUUCCAAAUUCUAGAUCACAUUGACAAAAAAAGAGCAGAUGAUGAUGGUGAUAGACAAAUAAAUAUGCUGGAAAUUUAUCAAGAAUUCACAUUGGAUGUGAUUGGAAGAAUUGCGUUGGGUCAAGAAGGUUCGAAGGUUUUUGAGAAUCCGAUCAUCGAAUUAACCAGGAAUAUUUUUACAAGUGGAAAUCGAUUUAUGUUGACGAUGAUUGCGUUGCUUCCCAAACCAUUAGCUUCGAGAAUUAGAGAUUAUAUCCUGAAGUCAUCAGAAUCCUCAACAAAUCCAGCUGUUCGUGUAAUGUUGCUUAUUCGAAAAGCGGUUGCACAACGAGUUGCACAAAGACAAAAUCGAGCUGGAGAAGAGGAACCCGAAGAUUUUAUAGAUAUGUUUUUGGAUGCUCAAGCUGAUGUUGAUAUUGAUUCAGAGAAUAAUGAAUUCAGUAAAACAACGAUCGGAAAAAUUGACAAAAAACUAACUUUUGACGAGAUUCUUGCACAAUGUUUCACUUUUAUAAUUGCUGGAUUUGAUACAACUGCUUUAUCAUUAUCCUAUGCUACAUAUUCAUUGGCAACAAAUCCGGAAACUAUGCGGAAAGUGCAAGCGGAAAUUGAUGAGCAUUGUAAAAAUCCCGUAAGUUUCUAAUUAGAAGGAAAAAUGAGAUAACCUAAAUUUAAAAUGUUCAGAGUAUCAGCUUUGAUGAUAUAGCCAAACUCAAAUAUUUGGAUAAUGUUGUCAAGGAGACUUUGAGACUUUAUCCAUUGGGAUAUUUGUAAGCUUAAAAAAUGUCAGUCCUCAGAAACCCUAAUUUAUUUCAGAGCUGUUGCUCGAAAAUGUAUGAAAACAACAGAAGUUUGUGGAAUUCGAAUCGAAAAAGAUACAAAUAUUCUAGUUGAUACAUGGAGUGUACAUUAUGAUAAACAAAUUUGGGGAGAAGAUUCGAUGGAAUUUCGACCGGAAAGAUGGAAUGAGCAGCAGCAGAAUAUGAAAAAUGGAGCAAAUUAUUUACCAUUUGGUUUUGGGCCAAGACAAUGUAUUGGAAUGAGAUUGGCUAUGAUGGAAGAGAAAUUGAUUUUGGCGCAUAUUUUGAGAAAAUUUGAUUUUGAAGUUGGAUCGAAGACACAGAUUCCGCUGAAGUUGAUUGGAAGAGCUACGGUUCAACCGGAAUCGGUGUUUUUGAAGUUGAAGGAGAGAGAUUAG
Messenger RNA from Caenorhabditis angaria, 1551 nucleotides. The record is from the annotation of a GenBank genome assembly. Lineage: Eukaryota; Metazoa; Nematoda; Chromadorea; Rhabditida; Rhabditidae.